Messenger RNA from Oryctolagus cuniculus (rabbit), 1149 nucleotides. It is a transcript of the gene ECSCR, whose product is annotated as endothelial cell surface expressed chemotaxis and apoptosis regulator. Gene Ontology annotation, cellular component: cytosol; plasma membrane. The record is from RefSeq and is a predicted model, not a curated record. Gene Ontology annotation, biological process: positive regulation of proteasomal protein catabolic process; negative regulation of angiogenesis; positive regulation of endothelial cell apoptotic process. NCBI's taxonomy places the organism in Eukaryota, Metazoa, Chordata, Mammalia, Lagomorpha, Leporidae.
GCUGGCCCCACCCCCACCCCGCCCCAGCACUCCCUCUCUCUCCUCCACUAUGGACAGAGCCUCCACUGAGUGGCUGCCUGCCUGCCACAUCCCCAGCUGACAUGGGGAACGCCAGAGCCGCGCAGCUGUGCUGGGCCAUCCUGGGCUUCCUACUGCUCCAAGGCCACAGCUCCCAGCCUACCAGACAGAUCUCUAGACCUCAGGAAGCGUUCAGCAGUCCAAGUCUGACCACAGAGCCAGUUUCUGCCACCACAGGAGAUGUCGCCUCCUCACAGCCCAACAGCCCAAGCCCUCUGUCUACCACUGCUGCCACAGUGGCUUCAAGGAACAUCUCCCUGGCCCCCCUGGUAGUGAGUGAAGCCAUAACGCCACAGUCGAGCCUUGUGGACAGUCACUCUGCAUCCGUGCUGGGCCUGACUCAGUCCCAGCCACAGAAGCACACAUCAGGACUUGACACAGGGGCCCACCGUGGUGGCAGUACAAGUAGAGACACAUCUCAGGAGGCUACUCCCAACUCAACCACCAUGACCCUGAGGACAAGGGAUGACUUGAGUAUCCUGCCCAGUCCCACAUCAGAGACAGUGCUCACAGUGGCUGCAUUUGGGGUGAUCAGCUUCAUUGUGAUCCUGGUGGUUGUGGUGAUUGUCCUGGUCAGCGUGGUCAGUCUAAGGUUUAAGUGUCGGAAGAACAAGGAGUCUGAAGAUCCCCAGAAACCAGGGAGUUCAGGGGUGUCUGAAAGCUGCUCCACAGCCAACGGAGAGAAAGACAGCAUCACGCUGAUCUCCAUGAAGAACAUCAACACCAACAAUAGCAAAGGAUGCCCCUCAGCAGAGAAGGUUCUUUAAGAGUGAUUUUGGGUCCCCUUGAGCCCGAGGAUCAUGCAGCAGCCCUGUGCCUGUGAAAAGAUGGGACUGGAAGAGGCGAUGGACUACACUAAAGUUAUCUGAUUGUGUUGAGUCUGCUCAGAUCUAAAGGACACGAGCACACCUCCACACUGGGGAGAUACUUUUCCAAAUGGACAGCCACUCUAGAAACAUGGCCGGCUCCUUCUACUUCCUCAGAGUCAAAGGAAAGUGGAGUUGAGAGAGCAAGAGCAAGGAAAAGAACUGAUCCUUUCCGCUUUGCAUUAAAGUUAUUUUCUGGCCUGCA